AUUGUAGAUUAGCACUGUUAUUAAGCAGUCAGUUAGACUUACUGUUGAAAUAUUAUUUUAAAUUGGUUAUUUACCUUUGAACUGUUAAUAUUUUUUUAAAGAUUAAUAGUAAAAUAUAUAAUUUUGUAUUAUAUCUUCAUAAUAAAUAUGACGAAAUCGAAAACUUUUCUUUCAUURGUGAUAUUUUCUACAUUAUUCGUACAUGCUCAAUCAUUAUUAUUAUGCUACCAAUGUGUUUCUACACAUCCAGGCUGUGGGACACCAUUUAAAUGGAUGUGGCAUAAAACAAUUUUUUGUCCCGAAGAAGAUGAUAUAUGCGUAAAAGUCAUUGAAAGAGUCGGAGCUGAGGAACGAAUUACUCGUGAUUGUUUGAGUUCAUUAAAAGGUUUUCGCACAGAUAUUCCAGCUGACAAGUAUGAGGGUUGCAGGAAAAGUUCUGUUGAUGUUAAACUUGGCCACUAUGUGAAUAAUUCAAUACCUGAAUUGGAUAUUAAAAGAAACUAUUAUGAUUCAACAACCUGGUGCUUUUGUUAUUUUGAUCAUUGGUGUAACUCAGCUAACAUGUCUACAUCUUCCAAUUUGCUUAUAGUGUUGAUAAGUAUAUUUUUUUUUGUUCGCAAUAUUGAUCAAUGAUUAUUUUUGUAUUAACAUAAGUUAAAUGUGAACGAUUAAUGUUCAUUAUUUUUAGUGAAGUAUUAAAGAUUGAUUUAGGUUUUUGAUUUUUUUUAGAAAUAUUCAAUAAUAUUGUAAAAUGAGUAUACAUUUAUUUUAAUAUAUAUUUAAUUAUGAUAACUAGAAGAACAAUAUUGUGAUCACAUUUUGUUGUUGAACAGCUUAUAUUAAUCAUAGCACAUUUACUGAAUAGUUUUAUAAUGAUAAACCAUUCAUUAAGUUAUUUAUGUUAAAAGAUAUAACUUAAAACACCAAAAAUUAAAUAUUCAUAUCCGUCCAAAUGUGUCUUAAUAUAUAACUUUGUUUUAAUAAUUUAUUGAUAUAAUAUUUCUUAAUGUGACUGUAUUAAAUUAGAACUUAGUUAAGGUUAUUCCUUUA
Messenger RNA from Diuraphis noxia (Russian wheat aphid), 1050 nucleotides. RefSeq names its product QVR superfamily protein crim (gene crim). NCBI's taxonomy places the organism in Eukaryota, Metazoa, Arthropoda, Insecta, Hemiptera, Aphididae. The record is from RefSeq and is a predicted model, not a curated record. Gene Ontology annotation, biological process: sleep; positive regulation of voltage-gated potassium channel activity; regulation of synaptic transmission, cholinergic.